Molecule: messenger RNA, 3072 nt
Organism: Pleurotus ostreatus (oyster mushroom)
Lineage: Eukaryota; Fungi; Basidiomycota; Agaricomycetes; Agaricales; Pleurotaceae
Gene: TIF32
Product: eukaryotic translation initiation factor 3 subunit A
Exons: 4
Coding region: 1-3072 (1023 amino acids)
Biological process (GO): translation reinitiation; formation of cytoplasmic translation initiation complex
Cellular component (GO): multi-eIF complex; eukaryotic translation initiation factor 3 complex, eIF3e; eukaryotic translation initiation factor 3 complex, eIF3m
Molecular function (GO): translation initiation factor activity; mRNA binding
Source: RefSeq, a predicted model, not a curated record
AUGGCGCCUGCUACACGGCCAGAAACAGUCCUCAAACAGGCAGAGGGCCUCGUAUCAGUUGGACAGACGCAUGCGGCUCUGCAAUCUCUCACCGAAAUGUUCUCGUCGAAGAAAUUCCGAUCGACACCACUCACCUCUCUGGAACCGAUAAUGCACCGGUUCGUCGAGCUGUGCGUCGAGAUGCGCAAGGGUAGAACGGCGAAGGAGGGGCUCAUGCAGUACAAAAACAUUGCCCAGAAUACGAGCGUUCAGAGUAUUGAGAAUGUGAUCACGAGAUUCGUAGAGCUGGCGGACAAGAAGGUCAGGGAGGCGCAGGAGAAAGCAGCGAUCAAGGUUGCAUUAGACGUCGAUGAUCUGGAGGCGAGCGAGACUCCGGAGAGCAUUCUGUUGGGCGCCGUCAGUGGCGACCAGAGCAAGGACAGGACAGACAGGGCGCUCGUCACUCCUUGGCUCAAAUUCUUGUGGGAGAGCUAUCGAACGUCGCUGGAGACGCUGAAGAACAAUGCGCGACUGGAGACAAUCUAUCAGCAAAUUGCCCAACAAGCGUUCAAGUUCUGCUUGAAAUACCAGCGUAAGGUCGAAUUCCGUCGUCUCUGUGAGACUCUGCGACUUCACCUUGCGAAUGUCGGCAAAUACUCGCAACAGCCCCACUCCAUCAACCUCUCCGACGCCGACACGCUUCAGCACCAUCUCGACACCCGCUUCGCACAGCUCAAUACGUCCGUUGAGCUGGAGUUGUGGCAGGAAGCCUUCCGUUCUGUCGAAGAUGUCCACAAUCUGUUAACGAUGGCCAAGAAAGCCCCGCGUCCUGCUAUGAUGGCCGGCUACUACGAGAAGCUGACCAGGAUUUUCUUGAUGAGCGGCAACGCGCUUUAUCAUGCUGCUGCAUGGAGCCGAUACUACGCCAUUGUAUCGAGCAUCGGUGGAAAGUCGUCAGAGGAGAUGAGUCGAUUGGCCGCACAAGUCCUGGUUAGCGCCCUAGCCGUCCCUGUGGGUCUUCACACCGAGGAUGAGCUGAAAGGGAAGAACGCUCGGUUGAGCGCCUUGCUAGGGCUCACUAAGAUGCCUUCGCGUUCUGGCUUGCUUAAGGACGCGCUUUCGAGAGACGUCCUACGACUCUCCCCUAAUUCGGUCAAAUCGUUGUACAACAUUCUAGAAGUCACGUUCGACCCGCUGUCACUCUGUUCAUCCAUCGCACCUCUUUUCCACGAACUAUCGGAGGAUGCAUCGUAUUCUCCUUACUUGACCCUCCUUCAACGCGCUCUCCUCUCUCGUCUUCUCUCCCAACUCUCCCAGGUCUACUCGACCGUUAAAAUCGCACAACUCCACGAACUUAUUGCCCCUCUCAAGGAGUCUAGCGCUGAUGACAAUUCGACGUUUGACGAAGUGCAGGUGGAAGCGUACGUGAUGGGUUGCGCGAGGAGAGGAGAAUUAGCCAUCAGGGUCGACCAUGCCGCUGGCAGCAUCACCUUCGUCGACGAUGCUUUCAGCUCUAAUGAAGAAGCGAGCACGUCUUCAGCGGCGUCUGGCUCGUCAUGGGAAUCGACCGUUCAGCCGUCUGCCGCUGAGCUUGUGCGAACACGCCUCUCGUCGAUAGCUACAUGCCUUCAUAACUCGCUCCUUGUGAUCGACCCGCCUCCGCCUGCGUUGACAGCGGAGCAGCAGCAGGAGAAGGUCAAAUCUCUUGUCGCUGUGGCCCAAGCAGAGCGCAAGGCCCUGCAAGUGCGGCGUGCCCUGGUGGCCAGGCGGAGAGAAUUGCUGAGCGAGCUGACCGUUCGCAAGGAGAAGGAAGAGACGAGCCGACGAGCCGAGAUUGCCCGACGGGAGAAAGAGGAGGACGAGAGGCGGUUGAGGGAGGAGGCUCGGAAGAAGGAGAGGGAGAGGACACAACGAGAGAUUGAGAGUAUACGGGCUGAGGAGGCGAAGAAGCUCGCGCUGGCGAUGGUGGAACGUGGUCAGCUCAAGGGUGUUGAUGUGGAUAAUAUGCAGAAUUUGGACCAGGAGAAUCUCAUAUCGAUCCAGGUCGCGCAGAUCGAGAAGGAGAAGAAGGAGAUGACUGAACGCUUGCGUGUCGUCUCCAAGCGCCUGGAUCACAUCGAGCGUGCUUAUCGCAAAGACGAGCGGCCUCUCCUUGAUAGGGAUUACGAAGAGCAACAAAGUAAUGACCGUGAAACAUUCAUGUCGGUGCAAAAAUCUGUCAAGGAGGCUGCGAAACACACGCACGACGAAAACCUGGAGACGAAGGGACGACUGUCGCGGAUGCUGGCCGACUAUAAGGCCAGGAAAGAAGUGUUAGCCGCGAAGAAAGAACAGGAGUAUACAAAGAUGUUGGAGGCUGCUUCUAGGAAAAUUGCGGAGGAGAAAGCGAAGAGGAAGAGGACCCUUCUGUUGCAAUGGGAAGAGGAAAAGAAGAAGCAGGAAGAGGAGGAGAGAAUACGUAGGGAAGAGGAAGAAGAGCAAGCUAGACUUGAGGCUGAACGCCUCGCUGAAGAGGAGCGACUUCGUGAGGAAGAAGAAGCAGCUCGUGCAGAAGCUGAAGCCAAGAAACGUGAGGAGGAAGAAAGACACGCAGCCAUCCGCAAGGCCCGUGAGGAGGAGCGCGCCAAGGCUGAUGAACAGGCCCGCUUGCAACGCCAACGCGAGGAAGAGGCAGAAGCCCGCAGAGCAGCCCGUGCUGCAGAGAAGGCUUCUGCCUCUCAGCAGGCCGUCAGGAAACCUGUCUUCGCGGCAGCCCGGGAGAACGGCAAGGAGGACGCGGGUGUGUGGAGAAGAUCUACCCCCUCUGCCAAUUCUACGCCCUUCGCGUCUUCACGCUCCUCGACUAUCCCUCCCGCCAGACCAGAGAGCCCUGCGGGUGGUGCGGCCCCCGUCAAGCGCUAUACCCCAGGUGCCUUGCGUGCGCAGAGAGAGGCGGCAGGCGGCAGCGCCCCGUCGCCGAUUUCCAGAAGCUCUGCUGCUGUAUCCGGGGGUUCACGCCCCUCUUCCCCUGCUCCGGCUAGAGACGAUAAGGCGGAGGAAGAUGGCUUCCAAAAGGUCGAGAAAAAGGUAUGGAAGCCUCGGCAAUUGCGGUAA